AGCCGGCCGCGGGCGGGGUCCCUAGCGGCCGGGGGGGAGCCCCUGCUGGCCCGGGGCGCGUCCCCGGGCGCUGAGAGACCGGGGGCGAGGGAAUCUUCGGCGCGGCCUUCCGCCUCCCCGCUCGCCGCCAGCUCUGGGGGAGCGGGGCGGGUGGCGCGGGCCGGGCCGCGCUCUGCCUCGCCGGCGUCAGGGAUUUGAGAGAUUAUGGCAUCUGAAGCCCACAAUGUUAGAAAACAGAAAGUACUGCAUAUCGAAGGUCAUCCCAUUGAUCUCCCCAGAAAAAGAAUCUCUUCUUCCACUAAAAAGAUCAUGAAGGAGGGUAAGAAAUCUCCAAAACAGCUGGCUUCAUACACAAACAGAAUAACAGUUGGAAAAACGGUGACCAGUCCCCUCUCUCUUUUCAAAGUAGUAUAUUGUAAAAGAAAAGUUCAUUGUUAUAGUCCAAAGCCUUGUUACAGAAAGAAACAGCUCCCUAAAUCUAGGGGCUGUGACAUGGCAAAUAAAGAAAAUGAACUGGCUUGUGCAGGGAAUCUGCCAGCAAAACUGCACAACGACAGUCGUACACACUUGCUGAAUUCUAGUGACUCUGGUUCAUCUCAAACAGAAGGCCCCUCAUCCAAAUAUAGUGGAUUUUUUUCAGAGGUUUCUCAGGACCAUGAAACUAUGGCUCAAGUUCUUUUCAGCAGGAAUCUGAGGCUGAACGUAGCUUUAACCUUUUGGAGAAGGAGAAGUAUAAGUGAACUGGUAGCCUACUUAGUAAGGAUACAGGAUCUUGGAGUAGUAGUAGACUGCCUUCCUGUGCUUACAAACAGUUUACAGGAAGAAAAACCGUAUAUUUCAGUUGGCUGCUGUGUAGAUCUUUUGCCUUUAGUGAAAUCACUGCUUAAAAGCAAAUAUGAAGAGUAUGUGAUAGUUGGUUUAAACUGGCUUCAGGCUGUCAUUAAAAGAUGGUGGUCAGAACUAUCUGCACAUACAGAAAAGGCAGAGGAUGGAAAUAUUAAUAUUUUAAAACAACAAUUAAGUGGAUUAUGGGAACAGGAGAAUCAUCUUACUCUGGUUCCAGGAUAUACUGGUAAUAUAGCUAAGGAUGUAAAUGCUUAUUUAUUACAGCUACACUGACAUGAUUGGGAAACUAUGUGUGCUUAUGUGGUGAAACAAUCCCCUAAAGUAUCCCUGAAAUAUGUACUAUUUCUGAAAGCCUUUUGAGAAAUACUGGCAGAAGAGAACUGAACUGUCAAGCUGUUUAAUGAAACCACUAAAAAAAUCCUAACAAUCUACUUCACAUUGAAGUGGAAAAAUGUCUAGUAGGAGCAACUUUUACUUCAGUGAGGUGAAAGUGCACUAUGAAAACUGUAUGCCUUUGCUGCAUUUGGGAUUCACUCAGUUACUAGGUAUUCAUUUAAAUGCUACUGUAUUUUACUACAUCGCAUAAAAGAUGAUGAAUUACACUGUCAUGAAGACAAGACAGCAGAACCAGUUAUAAGGAACCAACAAAAGCAAUCAGCAUUAAGAGCUUUUAAAUGUUUCUUUCACAAGAGAACUCCAAAAUGCACAACUAUCUUUCAAUUACAUUUUAAAAAAAACAAAACUUAGGAAUACUCAAUUACUUCUAUGUUUUAAUCAAGUUAUUAAAGACAUUUUUUGUUUGCACUAUUGAGGAAACUAUACAGCAAAGAUGCCUUAAUUACUAGUGUUUCAAAAAGCCAAUGUGUUAAGAUGCAAAUAGCUAUUAUGUUCAGAUUGUGAUGCAAAACUACAAAAAUCAGGGUUUCACAUUGUGUAGUUAAUGAAACAUUGCACAUAUACAAAGAUUCAUGUAUGAAAAAUACCUGAAGUUAAGCUUGGAUAAACAGUUAUUGCAAAUGUCAGCAGAAUGGUGAAUUUAUGUCUAACAAAUGUUUUUAUAUUGUAUGUGGAUUUCUAACACAGUAAGCUUGUUCUGUAUCAUUUAAACUACAUGCAAAUAAGUAAAUAUAUUAAAUGUAUCUACUGUUUUUUCUUUUCAAGUUCAUAAAAACAAUUUCUAGAAUAAUCUCUUCCACAGUACUUUUUAUCAUAGAUAUUUAUGUCUGUUGUUUGAAAUGUUUACAGCCAGAUGAGGCCAUGUUAUUCAAAUCGCACCCUUUUUAUACUACCUCCAUUAAGAAACUGACAAAGAGCUUUUGCAAAAUUAAUCAAGUUCUAGCCUGAUCAAUGAGGGCAAAUUCAUACCAACAAUAGCAUUGAAAAUACAGCUAUAAACUCUUACUGUCCUAUUGCUAUCCUGUACUCUUUUAAUUUAAAAGCUAUAGCUUAGUAGCUCUGAGGGAGUUUUGAUUUUAGGCUUGCUAUUGCCUUUUUUAUUUUGUGAUUAAGCAGCAUGUUUUUCUAAUUAACACUUAUGAAGUGCUAGCUGUUCACUUAAAACAUAAAUAUACAUGCACAGCAUGUAUCACCAAAUAGGCUACUUCCUUAAACUUAAGUACUUAGAUGGGUUGUUUUCAUACCUAGCAUUAAGCAUAUGCACUUUUAUUGAUGUGCAGGAGAACAGUCUUGAUAGCCCCAAGUGGUUUUUGCUUUACAGAUGAAAUAAAUUAAUUUUAAAGUCUUGUAGUGGUCAACAGCUUUAGGCCUCCUGUUGCUUCAUUUUGUAUUUAAGUUACAUAUCAUUAUUGCUCAAUGCUGGAGGCCAACUAGAAAUCUGUCAUCAGAACUUGGUGCUUUUGGUUAUUUGAAUAUUCUUUAAACCACCAAAGGUUUUGUGCUUCCCAGGGCAGUCAGCUACAGGAAAGAGUUUCUGGGACAUCCCCAAACUGAGAACUCUGUGGGACAAUCUCAAGAUAUGCACAUAGCCAAAUUCUUUUUGCUAGAAUUGUUAUGUACCAUUAGAGAUAUUUCACACUCAAAAGAGUUUGAGGUAGAACUUAGUACUUUUCAAAUGUUCUUGCUGUCAAUUAAAAAUGUAAAGGAACUACAGUAUGAUGACAUUCUUGUAUUACUUUACUGUUCUAUUGAGCACUUAAAUGUAAAAGUAACAUAAAGACUGGCUUCAUAAUUUGGGUAGUAAUUGCUGAAACUCUUGGAUUAUUCCUCAAGGAGAAUACUGUAAAGGUGAUGGAAACUCAGAUCUUAUUUUCUCCUGUUUUUUUAAUAGACAAAAUGAAGUAACUCAUGGCCAUUUAUUUCUGAUAAUACAAGAAGUAAUCAUUGUAAUUGAUUAAAGUGAAAUACUCUAGUAUUCAAAAAUCCAGCUUGACUGUAGAUGUAAAUACUUGGGCUUAUAAUGUAAAUCCGUGGCCAUAUGCAGAAUUCCAAACUGUAACUAUGGAUGGUGCUUUUGUUCUAGUGGCAAGGUAAGAUUGACUUGAGGAUCAUUAUUGAGAAAUAUCUAAUAAGACAAUGCAUUAUUUUUAACUGCCAAAAAUUGUAUUUUGACAGCAUCAAUAAUACAGUAUUAAACAUUAA
Molecule: messenger RNA, 3444 nt
Organism: Harpia harpyja (harpy eagle)
Lineage: Eukaryota; Metazoa; Chordata; Aves; Accipitriformes; Accipitridae
Gene: KATNBL1
Product: katanin regulatory subunit B1 like 1
Exons: 10
Coding region: 205-1119 (304 amino acids)
Cellular component (GO): nucleolus
Molecular function (GO): microtubule binding
Source: RefSeq, a predicted model, not a curated record